CGCGCCGCUAAGCCGGCAUCAAGCUACCAUUUUUUCUUUCCGUCAUUCUUUCUCCGGCAUUCGUGCAUUGAACUUCUUCUAGUGAAAAACGUGUAAAACUCAAACCAGUCUAAAUCCACUAAUCGCUAAUCAUGUCUGAGGAAAAGAAGGAUUCCAAGGGUUCCGAGUCGGAGCACAUUAACCUCAAGGUGCUGGGGCAGGACAACGCCGUCGUGCAGUUCAAGAUCAAGAAACACACGCCCCUGCGGAAGCUCAUGAACGCCUACUGCGACCGAGCGGGUCUGUCCAUGCAAGUCGUACGAUUCCGCUUCGAUGGCCAGCCAAUUAAUGAGAACGACACACCGACAACGCUGGAGAUGGAGGAAGGCGACACUAUCGAGGUGUACCAGCAGCAAACCGGUGGACAGCUUUAUUUUUAAACCUAACUUUAAUUGCGUGUAAAAACUACUGAUCAGAAAGAAAAAUACAAUUUCCCCCAAACUAACAAAUCCACACACACAAAUGAUAACUUGUGAAUUAAUAAUAUUCCAUUUAAAUUAAUUUAAAUAAGCAGGAUGGGGAGCGCAAAUUCCAAAUGCGAAGCAGCCAGGUUUUAUUUUCAUUCUCAAACGAAUUUUGUUUAGUUUCCUCCUUAAAAACUACGAAUGUAUUUCUUUCAAAAUGAAUUUUAAAAACUAUGGCUACUCAACUGAAAAAUUGACAAAAUAAAAGGCUAAACAUAAGGAAAA
Messenger RNA from Culex pipiens pallens (northern house mosquito), 728 nucleotides. RefSeq names its product small ubiquitin-related modifier 3-like. Lineage: Eukaryota; Metazoa; Arthropoda; Insecta; Diptera; Culicidae. Gene Ontology annotation, cellular component: nucleus. Gene Ontology annotation, biological process: protein sumoylation. Gene Ontology annotation, molecular function: protein tag activity; ubiquitin-like protein ligase binding. The coding region runs from base 132 to 419 and encodes 95 amino acids. The transcript is spliced from 4 exons. The record is from RefSeq and is a predicted model, not a curated record.